UACGAAUCUUCGCAAAAGGAGUAAUAAAAAAGCUACCAACUUGUAAAAAAAUCUAGCACCAACAACAAUCUCAAAAAAACAGCAUCAUAAAAACAUUAAUUCCUCAUUUUCUCUCUCUUCCCUUGCGUAAUUACCCGCUAUUUCAAGGAACUUCGCGCAGCUUCUCCUGUUCUUUACUCUUCAAGUUCGUUAUACAGUGGUAAACUGAUUAUCGCCGACGAACUUCAUCGUUUAUCAAUCGAAUUCCGACCAAAUUCUUCCUUUCUGGUUGAUAAUCUCAUCCAAUCUUCAAUAAUUUUGAUGUGUUCAAGAUUUAUAAUUGAUGCGCAUGUGUUGAUUUCGGUGUUGGAAUGAAUUUUCCGACUUAUAAGCGAAUGAAUUCGAGAGAUUAUUCAGAAACGAUGAACGAAGAAGAUAAUUUAGGUUUCUCGCAGAAUGAUACUUGGCAAGAUAGUGGGAAUCCAUCGUGGAAGCGAUCGCUGCCUCAUGUACUUGUGGCAACAAUGACUUCAUUCUUGUUUGGCUAUCAUAUUGGAGUUGUUAAUGAACCACUUGAGAGCAUCUCUCUGGAUCUUGGUUUCAGAGGAAGCACAUUGGCAGAAGGUCUCGUGGUGAGUAUAUGCCUUGGCGGUGCCUUUGUCGGAUGUGUUUUUAGUGGUUCAAUUGCUGAUGGUUUUGGACGUCGUAGAGCUUUUCAGCUAUCUGCUCUUCCCAUGGUAGUAGGUGCAUCUAUGAGUGCAAUGUCGACAACAUUGCAGGGUAUGCUAUUGGGAAGGCUGUUAGUUGGUUCUGGAAUGGGCGUGGGAUCCUCAGUUGCUGCUCUCUAUGUAGCAGAGAUUUCUCCAGCUUUUGUAAGAGGUACCUAUGGAAGCUUCAUUCAGAUUGCUACAUGUCUUGGACUUAUGGCAGCUCUAGUUGUUGGAAUUCCUUCAAAAGAUAUUAUGGGAUGGUGGCGUUUAUGUUUUUGGCUCUCCACCAUUCCAGCUGCUACACUUGGUCUUGGCAUGAUAUUCUGUGCCGAGAGUCCAAUUUGGCUUUACAAGCAAGGAAGAACUUCAGAGGCGGAGGCUGAAUUUGAUAAACUUUUAGGAGGGUCACAUGUCCAUUCUGCGAUGAUGGAGUUGGAAAAAUCUGAUAGAGGAGAAACUGAGGGAGUGAAGCUAUUGGAAUUGCUCUCUGGUCGACAUUCAAGAGUUGUUUUUAUUGGAUCAACCCUGUAUGCUUUGCAGCAGCUAUCUGGUAUAAACGCUGUUUUUUAUUUCUCAUCGACUGUGUUUAAAACUGUUGGUAUACCAUCGAACGUUACAAACGUGUUCAUAGGAAUCUCCAAUUUAGCAGGCUCUUUUAUUGCAAUGGCACUAAUGGACAAGGUGGGGAGAAAACUGCUGCUGCUUUGGAGUUUCUUGGGCAUGGCUGUAUCUAUGGGUCUGCAAGUCGCUGGGGCAAGUUCUUAUAUGCCAAAGGCGGUAGCAUUCUACUUAUCCGUGGGUGGCGUGCUUUUAUAUGUUCUAACAUUUGCUGUUGGUGCUGGUCCUGUACCGGGCCUGCUCCUCCCUGAAAUAUUUCCAAGCCGGAUCAGAGCAAAAGCAAUAGCCUUUUGUAUGUCAGUCCAUUGGGUCUUUAACUUCUUGGUGGGCUUGUUGUUUUUGCGUCUACUUGAAAAAGUUGGACCACAGCUCCUCUAUACUGUUUUCAGCACUGUCUGCCUGGUAGCUGUUGCCUUUGUUAAGAAGAAUGUGAUAGAGACAAAAGGAAGAUCACUGCAAGAAAUUGAGAUUGCUCUCCUUCCUGAUGAAUAGAGGUGUUUCCUAUGCAGUAACAAACAGUUGUAGAAUAUCUACCCUUUGACAUACUGAAGAUUAAGAUUAAACGUCUAAUGUAAGAAGAACAAGAGACUUUAUUGACGAGGAUGAUAUGACGACUAAUAGAGCGAGACUACUAUUUGAAGAGCCUAUCGCUGUAACCAAUUUGUUCCUUAGAAACUUAAGCUUAGCAGCAGAAACCAGUAUUACACGUAUGAGGAACUUGUAUAUGUUAUGAGCCUAUGAGUUAUGAAUGUACAAAACUAGUGCUUUGUAUUUACGUAUAUAAGCUAAUACAACAUGUUUGCAUUGCAAUAUGUUGUGUUGAUAAUGUGAGCUUUUGGUGGACGAAGAAAGACGGGUGGUUAUCAGUUCCCUUGAAAAUGGAAUGUGAAACUUGUAAGCAGAUGUUCUGAGCUGUUUGUUCUACAGUGGAAAGAGAUGUUGAUACAUGAUUCAAAUAGCUGCUGACUUGUUAAUCAA
Molecule: messenger RNA, 2285 nt
Organism: Spinacia oleracea (spinach)
Lineage: Eukaryota; Viridiplantae; Streptophyta; Magnoliopsida; Caryophyllales; Amaranthaceae
Product: probable plastidic glucose transporter 2
Exons: 15
Coding region: 351-1799 (482 amino acids)
Biological process (GO): monosaccharide transmembrane transport
Cellular component (GO): membrane
Molecular function (GO): hexose transmembrane transporter activity
Source: RefSeq, a predicted model, not a curated record